AUGCGAGCAAUGGUGCGAGACAUUGGGCGGGGUCUUUUGGAGAAGAAAAAAGACAAGAAGAAUCUGAAAGAUCCUCCGCCACCUACAAUUUCUGCACCAAUUCCAAAAUUCGUUGCGCCACCUGAAGAAGCGGUGAUUCCGAUGAUGGAUGAACCAUCGACGACUACAGCUAAUUCUACGAAGAUUUUGGAGCCGACAACACCCAAGAAUUUGAGAAAGAAUUUGAAGGCAAAUGGAAGUGGACAACAUGGAAUGGUUAGACAGGAUUUGGCUGUGUAAGUGUUUUUGAAUGGGAAGUCUGAGAUUAUUACGGCUGGGUUUUCUGAUUUUUUUUUUUGAUGGAGAGAUUUUUGAAAAAUUCUGAUUUUGGAGAAAGUUCCGGCUGGAUUUCUAUAUUCUUCGUUUUUUUUUCUGAAAACUUUCGAAGUUUCUUCAUUCUGUGAUCUGUUAUCCGUGACCUCCGAUUUUUUUGAAUAUUUUUGAUUGCAAAUCUAGUUUUCCUUCAUUUUCCGAGUUUUUUUUUUCAAAAAUGUUGACUUUGAGUUAUGAUUUUCCAAAGUUAGAUGACCUUUUUCCGACACAAGGUUUUUUCUCUGAAAUUUCAGAUGAUUUCAUGGUCCUCUGUAAAUUUCUGAAAAUUUUGGUCCAGGAAUUUUUGAAAAACAUUUAUUUUGAAGAAAGUUAUAGAUGAUCUACACUUUUUUUUUGGAAACUUUUGGAAUUAUUUUUUUCUCUGAAAUUUCAGACGUGUUUUUUCUAGAGAUUUACUGCUUCUCUGUAAUUUUCUGAAAAUUUUGGUAUAGAAUUUCUUGAGAUAACUGGAUUUUAAGAUGAGUUAUGGGUGAUCCACACUUUUUUUGGAAAAUAAUUUUCAAAAAUAUUUCACUUGGAUUUUUCUCAUUGUAUCUCUCCAUUUUUUUGAACAUUUUUUUUCAAAAUUUUCUUCUGAAAAUUUUCAUACAUCUCGAUUUUCAGCCAAAACCCCAUUUCCAUCCAUUUUCCUCUCAAAAAAUUGCCAAUUUCCCACAAACCACCACAUAAUUGACUGUUUCAAAAAUUCUCCGUUUUCAAAACGAAACAAAUUUUUGCUUCGUCUUUUUUUUUCAAAAAUUCGUUUCGGCUUCACUGAUUUCAAGCUCUCCUCGUUUUCCUCUUCGCUUAGUUUGUCACAAAACUUUCGUCCCGUUUUUUGUGACUGACUCGUAAUUGAAUUUGUUUAGUUCUUUUUUUUCGCCAGAACAAGAACAAAUUGCGCCAUUUUUGGUGGUGGAAGUGCAAAAAAAUUGAACGGAGAAAGGAAAAAGAAAAAAUAGACUGCUUGCGCGCGGAAUCGAACUCGCGACCCCGCGGGGCAAAAUUCAACAUUUUACCUCUCGACUACACGCGCACAUAUUUCCAACGAGUAAAAAUUGUCAUUUUAUAAAGGCCACGCAAAAAAAGCAAAGAAAAAUCGUGAUGUCUGGUAAUUUGAUAUUUUUUUUUUGGUUGGCUGGUGCCCAGCUUUUUCCAUCAAACAUAUAGUAGUUGUGGACACAGCUCGAGCAAAAAAUGUGCAAAAAUAAUAAAAACAACACAUGUUUGAAUGGGGGGAUUGAAUAUUUGAUAGUUUUCAGCGUUUUGAAAUUCUUAAUUAAUAUUUGACUUAUGAAUUGGUGGUUGGAGCAUUAGAGAUUGAAUUUGACUUUUUUUCAGCAUUGAAUUGCUCAGAUUAUUGAUUCUGGAGCAUUUGAGCCCAAAUACGGUUGUGUUUGGUCUCAAAAUGCUCCAAAUUUAUUCUAUUUUCGUCCCAAAAACCCGAGAAAAAAUUAAUGAAUUUUUGAUUGUCUCCAUCUUCCAAUAUAUGAAAAAUAUAUGUAUUUUUUUCGAAAAAAAAAAUAAUAUUUUCUUGUUUUUUGUGUUGUGUCUGACUUGUCUUCUGUCACUCACACCAUUUCAUUCAUUCAUUCAUUGAGCAAAAAAAAACAGAUUCCUCGGGGACAAUUCUUUUUUCGGAAAAUUUCCAAGAUUUAUUCAUUUUUCCUCUUUUUUUCUUUUCCGGAACAAAAACACCUGCUUUUUUGCGGUUUUCAAAACAAUUAUUUGUAUGUGGAAGGAGCUUCCGAGAAAAAAAAACGAGGAAAAAUAAAUAAAAUUCGUAUUUUUUUUUUUUGGUUGGUUAGAUUGAUGUAGUAGUAUGUGAAAUUGAAAUGAAUAGGGAAUACGAAAAUUGGAAAUUGUGAAGAGAUUUGAAGCAUUUUGAGAUCGAAUAUGGGGAAUUUUUGGAUCAAAAAUUUUGGAAUUUUUAGGUAUUUCUGAAAAAAAUAAGAGAUUUGGAGCAUUUUGAGCCCAAACAUGCUCAUAUUUGGGCUCAAAACGCUCCGAAUUUCCUGACUUCUCUGCGUCUCUCUCUCCCUCUUCUCUAUGUUUUUCGAUUUGUCUAAAAAAUCCCAAAUUUUCCCACGCUCCUUAAUUUUUCAAAGCUUCUCUCCAAAAAAAAAAAACAAAAAACACCAGAAAACAAAAACACGGUCUCUCUAUUUCUCUGCGUCUCUCGUCUCUCUAUUUUUAUCUAGUUUCAAAAAAUCCCAAAAAAUGCGAAGAAAAAGAAGUAGAAGUCAACCCACUUAAUCCGCUCUCGAUUUAUUCGAGUUUCGAUAAAUCCCUCGGGGAUUUUUUUGAAAACUGGGUGGGUGGAAAAUUCGGGUGUACUACUACAUUUACUCUAUUUACAAACAAAUCCGAAUUUUUCGGGGAUUCAAAAAUACGCAGUGCCACGUGGCAGAUUUUGGUUUGAAAUUUGAUUUGAAUCAGACAAUUUCGGCAUCAUAAUAAAAUUUGAAAAUGAGAAUUUUUAUUACAAAAAUGUUGAAACAGUGAAAAAAUAAAAUUUUCUGAAAAUGUGGAUUCUUGUCACGUGGCAAAAAGUUUUUGUAGCUGAAAUAUCGAUGUCACGUGGCACCAGCAACUUAGAGAAAAAUAUGCAACUGUCGCUAAAAAAUUUGCCAACGAAAAUUCGAAAAUUUGAAUUUUUUAUAGAAAAUUUUUGAAACAGUGAAGAAAUUUUUGUGGGAAAUUUGAUUUCUUUUAGAAAUUGAACUUUUAAUUUCCAUAUUUUGACAAAAUAUCUAAUCUGAGCAAUGUUAAUUUUUUGUUGAAUUCUGCAGAUUUUCCACCCACAAGGUCCUGGUUCGAUCCUCACUGCCCGCUGUUCAUUUUUGCCUAAAAAUAAAAAAAUUUGCAUUUUUGAGAAGUUUUACAAUUCCCACGAUAUAUCUGACCUGAGCAAUGUCUAAAAAUCUCUAAAAUUAUUACCCACAAGACCAUGGUUCGAUCCCCACUGCCCGCUACUUAUUUUUUGCACAAUUUUUUCGACUAGUCUAGUGAGAAAAUGCAAAUCUCUUCUCUCGGGUUUUUCUUCUGGAAAAAGUGAAAGCUGUGCUGUGCUGUGUGUGUGUAUUUCGGGUCCCGCGGGGAUUUCAUUCGUUUUUUUUGUGUUGGACAGAAAAAGCAAAAAAGAGAAAAAUGUAUGGAUUUUUCUCAUUUUUUUUGGCUGGGCUCAGAUGUUGUGCAAAAAGUUUAUGUGCUACUAGAUUUUUUAAUUGAAUCAAACAUUUGAGUUAGCCUAUAUUCUCUUUUCUUUUUUUUCAGAAAAGUGUGUGUACAUUGUAAAAGUGAUCGAGCGGACCACGAAUUGCCACCAAAUCAAGCUUUGAACGUUUAUAAUCGUCUUGGAAUUCAACCGCCAGGUUAGUUUUUGGGCAAAUUGGGUGUUUUUUUUGGGAGUAAAUUUCAAACACGAACAUUUUGAAAAUAAGUUUCUGAAUUUUGUGCAUUUUUUGAAACAGUGAAAAAAAUUUGAAAAUUUAAUUUUUUUUUCUGUACUGAUAAUUUAUGCCACGUGGAUUAUUAUUUUCUAAACGUUUGUGAGUUUUGUUGAAACGUAAAAAUUAGGUAAAAUUUGUGAAUCUGAAAUUAAAGAAAAAAUGACCUCAUCAAUUUUGAUGAGGACUUCAUUUUUUGGCAUUUUGAAAAAAUAUUUCUGAAUUUUUAUACAUUUUUUUGAAACAGUGAAAUUUUUUCUCUAGCUCCAAGUUUCACUAUAAUUAAUUCAUUAUUACAAAAUUGUUAUGCCACUAUUGUUUUCGAAAUUAUUUUCAAAAAUUUUGUGAAUUUUUUGAAACAGUGAAAAUUUUCAAAAAUCAAUUCUUCAUAAUUCGAUUAUUUUUGGACCUCAAAAAUCAAUUCCACGUGGCAAAAUUUUCAAAAUUUCAAAUUUUCGGAACCAAACCACAUCCCCAUUUUUUCCCACCUUGACCUAAUUGAUUUUCUAGCAAUAAUGCCUCAAUCAGCUGCUGAACCAAUCGAAGCACCUGGUUCUGUUGGACAUGGAUAUGCUUGGGUACCACCUGGUUUGUCGAGAAAAAAGGUUAGUUUAGUUUUGGGUGGGCUAGAUUUGCUGACGCAGUUUGAUUGCGGGUAAGGCCUGGAAAAAAUUGUGUUGAAAAUUCUAUCGUAGGUUCUCUGAAUUCUUGUAGAUCAAAUUUUUUCGGCGCCAAAAUUUCUCUGAUUUUAUUUUUCUUGCGCGCUCCACACUUUUUUUUAUCAUUCUUUGAUCUUCUCACGAUUUUUCGACACUGCAACAAAAAAUCUCAUCACUUUUUUGUCUGUUUUAUUAUUUGCUCUAACUUUUUUUUCUGCUCGUUCCGAAAAAAUGUUGGUAAAAAGAAAAGAGAAAUGAGAAGCACACACCCAAAAGUUAUUUUUUCAUAACAUUUUGAAAUAGUGGAAUUUUUGGCAUGUGGAUUUGAUUUACAGUAACUUUUUUAAACGUUUUUGAAAUGAUUUUUGCACUAAAAAUUGCCACGUGGAUUUGAUUUACAGUAGUUUGAAAAAUACUCUGAAAAUUUGAUCUACCAGAAAUUUCGACACUACAGUAAUCUCCACCCUUUUUUCCACGUGGCACAAUUUUCCAAAAAAAAAAAACUCUUUCUUGGAUUUUUUCAUUGAAACAGUGAUUUUUUUGAACUUGGCAAAUAUUUGAGCGAAAUUUGCAUAAACAAACUUUAAAAAAAAAACGUUCCAAAAAUUUGUUGCAAUGUUUGUUUUUCGGUUUUUUGGUGCUGAAUUUUGAAAGGUACUGUAUGUGAAUUUUCUUGAUCUACUAGAAAUGUGUAAUUUCCUACAGUUACUCUCGUUUUUCAGUUUCGAAAUUUUCAAAUUUUUUUUUGAAUUCCGUAUUAAUUUUUGACACGUGGAUUUUUGUUCACUGUAACUUAGUUUUGGAAAAUUUAAAGAAGUUUUUGAUCUACCAGAAAUUCAGAAACUACAGUAAUUCUGAUGUUCCCGCCAAAUUAUCCACGUGUUCCAAAAAUUCCCCAAAAAUACAUUUUUUGCUCAUUUUUUUCUCGAGCUGCUCAUUUUUCAAAAAAUGUGCUAAUCUAAUUUACAAACAUUCUAUUUUCUCAUCUUUUUUGUGAUUGUAUUUUUUUCGCUGUGUACUUCUCGUGGACUUUUUUUUCGAGGCUGAAAUUUUCUCUAGAAAUUUUUUAAAUCUGAAAUUUGAAAAAAAAAUGAAAAAAGUUAUUUUUCUGAAAAUGUUCGAAAAUUAUUAUUCUUCCUGUUUAUUUUUCUUGCCCUCUCUUUUUUCUGCUGAAAUUAAAUCUGAAAUUUUCUAGCUCUCUUUGAAAAAUGUUAGUUUUAUCUGAAAAUAUGUUGGCCGAUCCAUUGAUGCACUGUUUUUUACGAAAUGCUGCCAAUUUUUUUGGAUCAAGGAAAAAUGUUGAGUGGAUGAUUGAUGUAAGAAGAAACUAUGUGAAUUGAAAUUAUGGGGUUCUUGACGCGAAAUGUACUGUAGAUUGAGAAACGGCGCGAAAAGUCAAUUUCAUUUUUUGAUCUAUUGAAUUUAUGAUUCGGAUUUUCCGUGAAAAUCAUUUUCUAAUUUUGGGAAAAAAUUCAUGGACCAUUAAAAUUCAAUUUUCUGCGCUAAUACUUGAUCUACAAAAAAACCAAAUGCCAAAAAAUCAUUGGGACCCAACUAUGUUCUACAGUACCCUUAUCUCCAUGUUUUUUCCAGGUCGAAGAAUAUAUGUCACAACUUCCCAACAAUACAGUACCCCGAACAAAUUCGACUGGCGAAAAAUUGCGCGAAAAACAACUAUUAUUACAAUUGCCACGUCAAGAUUUGUCAGUUGCCUACUGUAGACAUUUGAAUACACAAACUGAACGAAAAGUUUAUGAAGAAUUUGUGAAUGCGAGAAAUGAGAUUGCACUUGAUAUUGGAUAUGUUUCAUCGAAUAUCAAUAAAGCUAUGGUAAGUUACUGUAGUUUUUGGGAUUUUUCGUGGAAUUUGAAGCAUUUUGACACCCAACAUGCCUGGGUUACUGUAAAUUUGAGCUUUUUCGUGGUGAGACCCGAGUUUUUUUGGUGUCAAAAAACUCGGAAUUUAUUGGACUUUGAGAAUAUUGAUAGGAAAUUCAAUAGGAAAAACUACGGUAUAUAUUUUCUCCGAGAGAAGUAUUUUACAAAAAUAAUUUUCGAUGUCGAGUAAGCAUUUCAAUCAGUUUUUCAAAAAAUCUCACAAAUUUAUGUAUUUUUUGAAACAGUGAAAAAAUUUUUUAUAAUGUUUUCUCUUUGGAGGUACUGUAAUUGGUUAUACGGUAUUUAUUUCGAAUUUUUGAUAAGAUUUUAGGAUUCUACAUAAAAUUCUGAACUUUUUGACACCUAACAUGCCUGGGUUACUGUAGAUUUUUCGUGAUGGGACCCAAAAAUUUUAACCUAGACUUGUUAGGUGUCAAAAAAUUCGGAAUUUCAUGCUGAUUUUGAAUUUUAAUAGAAAAUAUGCUUGGGUUACUGAAUAUUUUUUCUCCGAGAGAAGAACACGAUUUUGUUUUUGAAAAUUUUUGAAAUAGAAUUCUAUUUCAAAAAUUUUCAAAAAAAUUUUAUUAAUAAAUCAUCCAAUCAAUUUUUUUUAAACUUCAAAAAUUAAUGAUUUUUUUGAAACAGUGAAUUUUUCAAAAAUAAUUUCGUGUAAUUCUAUCGUAGUAUUAUUUUGAAUCUCAAAAAAUUGAAAUUUCAUUCUUAUUUCAAUUUCAUAGGUUUUAUCUUGAAAUUUUGAGUUUUUUGACACCAAAAAUGUCUGGAUUACUGUAUAUUUUUCGUGCCAGGACCUAAACCCUCUUUAUUAUUCGAUAUCACAAAAAAUCCCCCCAAAUAUUUGUUUUUUUUGCAGGAAUGUCACAAAUGUUCGGGAAUUCUCGAAUCGAAUGAAAUGGCUGUAAUUGCACCAAAACUUGGCGAAUCAGCCGGUUGGCAUCCAGCUUGUUUCACUUGUCAAACUUGCGAACAACUAUUGGUCGAUUUGACGUAUUGCGUGAAGGAUAAUCAGAUUUUCUGCGAACGACACUACGCCGAAUUACACAAACCACGUUGUUCGGCUUGUGAUGAGGUUAGUUGAUUGGGUCUCGCAGCGAAAUUUGGAGUAUUUUGAGUAUAAAUAUGCCUUGGGUCUCGUAGCGAAUACAGUACCCUGGGCAUGUUGGGUGUCAAAAAAUUCAGAAUUUCACGUGGAAUCAAGUGACAUCGGAUUCAGCAUAAAAUUUAGAGUUUUUUGAGACCCAACAAGCCCCAUUAUGGGUGAAUUUUGGGUCCUGUCACGGAAACUGGGCUCUCUACAGUAACCUAGCUUUAUUUAGUAUCAAAAUAACGAGAAUUCCAAGAGGAAUCUGAAAAUCCCUGAGUACUGUAUCUCCAUCUACAGUACCCUAAAACCUACCUACUGUAUAUUAUGGUACGUCAUUUUUUCUCACCAAAAAAAUCCAAAACUUCUCCUCGGAAACAUUCGUUUGUUAAGCCGCUUAUAUCUAACUAACCGUUCGCCUGUUCUCAUUUUUUCCCGCAUUUUCGUGCAUUUUCCCAAAAUCUACAGUAACCCUGGCUAAUUUUUUGUGACGGGGGCCACGUAGAUCAAAACUUUCCCAGGUUAUAAUUUUUUUGCUGAAAUCGAAAUAAAACCAACCAACAAUAUUUUUGGUGGGAAAUGUAAACAGCGCGCGCAUUUUUCGUUUUUUUUUUCUAAUAAAAUUUAAUUUCCAUGUCCCACAACACAAGAAAAAAUUGGAGAAAAAAAGAAAAAAGGCCCAGUUGCUCUUUUUUUUGUUCAUUCACAUGAAAAAAUGUGAUGAUACAAAUCUCCCCUUUUUUUGUAAACUCAAUGCUUUUCUUUUUCCGUUUUUCUUUUGUUUAUAUAUUUUUUGGCACCAAAAAUGGUGUUUUCCCCCAUUUUUUCCUUUCAAAACUGCGCGCUUAUCUUGGCAAAUUGAGCUCCGUUUCUUGUGCGUCUCGUGGUGCAGUGGUUAGCUCGCGCGCUUUUCAAUCCGUCAGCUGCGUUUUGCUGGGUUCGAGGUCGGCUGCCUGCAAACAUUUUUUUUUGCGCUUUUGAGAUUUCAUACGUCAUUAAAAAGAGAACGGAAGUUUGGCGUGACUUGAACUCAUCAAUUUAUCUAUCCUCCAGCUCUAUCCCAAGUUUUUUUUUUUGAAGAAAGCAAAAAAGAACAUAUAUUUCACAGUGAUUUAUACUUCUAACCAAAUAAUGUGCUCUUUUUCAUGUUUUGUGAUUGAGAUGAGCUUUGUUUUCGGAUUUCGGAUCAUUUUAAGUUUAAAGGGAGGACAUUUGGAAAGCCAGAGAGAAAAGAAGAAGAAAUAUUACACAUUAUUUUUCGACCACAUCCCACACGAUAUGUAUGUGUUGUUUAACACACACACACAUUUUCAAAAAGAAUAAAAGUAUUUUGAAAUUUAUCGAUUCAGUUUUUUUGUGGAUUAUUGUUUUUUUUUCGUCUUCUGAUUUUCCUGUCUUACAUUAUUGACAUGUUCUUUUGUGAAAAAAGACAAAAAAACUGUGUCAUCAUCAAAUAAUUGCUUUUUGUUGUUUGUUUUCCGGAACUCUUUAUUCUCAUAUUUCUUUGGUGUUUUUCUAGAAUUGACAUAGCUUUUAGUUAAUUCUGAUAAGUAAAAAUAAAAAAAACAAAAAUGUUUGCGCCCGCGUGGAAUUGAACCCUCGACCUCUCACGCAAAACGCAUUAGUGUUCACCACUCGACCACGCGUCACCUUUUUCUCACACCUCAAAUUGUCUAGAUAAUAAGCGCGAUGACAAUUUCAAAAUGACGUGCUGUUUUUCUUUCAAAAAUCUCCCCCCACCAAUAAAAUAUAAAAAUGUGGUGUAACUUUUCCAAAGUUUUUUGCGCCUUAUGGGAAUUGCUCUUGCUUGACACAUCCCCAUAUUUUUUUUGUCUCUCGACUUUUUGGUGAGAAAAAAUGGCGAAAAGCAGAAAUAUAUACACAAAAAUGUGUAUAUUUUUUGUGUUGCUUUUUGACUUGACUCGCCUUUUUUUGUCUUGGUUUUUGAAAAAUAUUUUAUUUUCAAUGAAAAAUGGGAAAUAUUAGGAGAUUUCUGGUUUUUUCAAAAAAUUCUGAAAACUUUCAUCGAAACAGUGAAUUUUUAGAGCAAAAACAUUGAUUUUUUAAAUUUGAAAUUCUCGCGUCAUUUUGAAGUUUUUUUUCCUUCGCCAAAAAACACUCACCACCCCCAAAAAUCAUCUAAAAUUCCACCCAGAAUUUCGAAUUUCUUGAGACAUGCCACGUGGAUUUUUUGGCUCCAAUAUUGAAUUUGUUCCUUUUUUUCUUCCCAAAAAAGUACAUAAAUUUGCCCUUUUGAUAUUAUUUUUUUUCGGUAUUAUCCCAGAAAAUUGGUGUUUUUCCCCAAACAAAAAAAUGCGAUUUUUUUCGAAUUCCAAGCAAUUAAAUAAAUGGCUCCAGCAUUUUGUGAAAAUUGCUUUUUUGAACAAAAAAUGUCCGAAUUUUUUUUCGAAAUUUUGCGCUGAAAAUUUUCAUAAAUUCUGGAUUCCAAAAAACAUUUUUUCCAUGUUCAGUUGAGCAUUAAUAAUUGCUCAAAGAAGCUUUUUGUGAGCCCAAAAAAUUUUGAAAAUCGAUUUUUCACCCCAAUUUUCUCUGCCAAAUUUCGAUCUACCAGAAUUCCAAAAUCAUUUUUUUUCAAUCAAUAAUUUUUGCAGUUAAUUUUCGCUGGCGAAUAUACAAAAGCGAUGAACAAGGAUUGGCACAGUGAUCAUUUUUGUUGCUGGCAAUGCGAUCAAACAUUGACUGGGCAAAGGUGGGUCGAAGGGGAGGGGUCUAGAACACAGCGAAAAAUUGCUUUUAUCAUCGAAGGUGAAAAAUCCUACAAAAAAAUAUGGAUUUUUUGAAACAGUGGAUUUUUCUGAUUUUGAAAAAUAGGAAUCGGAGCUCUUCAUACAAAUGGAAUUUUUAAUGCAUUUUUUUGAAAGCAAAAAUUCACUGUUUCAAAAAAUGUAGAUAUUUUUGACAAUUUUUGUAAUUUUGAUUUCGCUCAAUGUCUCUGUUUCAUAAUUAUUAUUAAAUUUCAAAGUAUUUCAUUGAAAAAUUCCAGACAAUAAUUGGAUCAAAUUAGAAUUUUCAGAAAUUUUCAUAUAUCUGAAAAUUUUGAUUCUGAAAAGCUGACAAGGAAAACAUUUCUUGUUUUGGAAUAAAAAUUACAUGUGAAUUUCAUCUGAUGAGAAAGAAUCAGAAUCAAAAUUUCAAAAAAUCUUCAAAAUUUUAUUGAUUUUUUGAAACAGUUGAUUUUUUCUAUAACGGUUUUUUUUUGAAAAUCUAGAUUUUUUGAGAGCAAAUAAUUUACUGUUUCAAAACAUUUCGAUAUUUUUCUACAUUUUGUGGAGUUCAAUGCUAAUCUCGUGGCUAAUUUCGAAAAAAAUGCUGAUGUGGAUUUUCAAAAAUUCACUGUUUCAAAAUUUUUAUUUGUUUUUUUAAAUUUCUACAUUUCUUAUUCUACAGAACGUUUACAACAUAUCGUUCACAGUUCUAAUUACAAAAUAAAUAAUAAUUAAAAAUGAUUCUUAACAAAUUUAUUCAAUUAACUAAAGCUAAUUAAUUAAUUUUGCAGAUAUAUAAUGCGAGAUGAGCAACCAUACUGUAUCAAAUGUUAUGAAGACGUGUUUGCAAAUCAAUGUGACGAGUGUGCAAAACCAAUUGGAAUUGAUUCAAAAGUAGGUUUAGAGGCUCUUUUCAGGCCCUUUUUUUACCCCCAAAAACUCUUUAUUUUUUACCUUGUUUACCUUAAGAAUUACUAAACGUUAAUCCGAAACAAGUGAUUUUUUGUGUCACAAACUCAAAAAUUGUUUUCUUCUCACAGGACCUCAGCUACAAAGACAAGCAUUGGCACGAACAUUGUUUUUUGUGCAGUAUGUGCAAGAUUUCGUUGGUCGACAUGCCUUUUGGAUCGAAAAAUGAUCGAAGUUAGUUGGGGUUUUUCUGGGGGGAGGUGGUUUUGGAGCCAAGCAUCAAUUUUUUAAAACCCUAAAAGUUUACUGUUUCAAAAAUGUAUGAUUUUAUUUUUGAAAUUUUAAAUUUGCUAAUUUUUUCGGCAUCAGCGUGAAAAAUUUCAACAAAAAUAUUUUUUGAAAAAAUUACUGUUUCAAAAAAGUUUUACAUUUUUAAACUCAAUUUAAAUUCCCGAUCGGUUAAUCAUAUCAAAACCAUUUGCCACGUGGAUUUUUUAAAAAAAUUUUAUCUCAGAUGACGUGGCAAGUUCACUGAUUUUUACAUUAAAAUUUGAAAAAAAAAUUUCUGCUUCAAAAAAAGUUAACUGUUUCAAAAAUUUCGUAAAUUUUUGAGAUUGUUUUCAAAAAAAUCCAGGUGGCAAAAUGCUUGGUAAUAGCUGAUUAUUGAACAUUUUUUCAAGAAAUUGAAAACUUAUAAUUUUUUGAAACAGUGGAAUUUUAUCAUUUUUUUUGGAUUUUUUUCCACGUGGCACAGAAUUUCCAUUUUUCUAUGAUUAUUUUUUUUUGAAAAAUUGGUAAUUUUGCCACUUCAUCAAAAAUUAGCUCCAAGGAAACCCACGUGGCGAAAGAAACACUGAAAAUUGAAAAAAAAAAUCGAAAAUUAAGAAUUGUUUUGAAACAGUAAUUUUUUUGCUCCAAAAAUUCAAAUUUGCCCCAAAAACCCUUCAACAAAAGUUUUUUGCAGUUUUUUGCUCAAAUUGUUACGACCAAGCAUUUGCGACACGUUGUGACGGAUGUAAUGAGAUUUUCCGAGCAGGUUUGUUGUUUUUUUUCGGGAUUUUUCUCUUAAUCAGAUUUUUUUUCUGUGUUAAAAGGGUCUCUUUUUGAAGUUUUCUUGUCAUUUUCUUACCAAAAAAAAACAUCGAAAAAAUCUGAAUUUCAGGAAUGAAAAAAAUGGAGUACAAAGGAAAACAGUGGCACGACAAAUGUUUCUGUUGUGCUCAUUGUAAAGUCGCCAUUGGCACCAAAUCAUUUAUUCCCAAAAACGACGACGUUUUUUGUGGACCGUGUUAUGAGGAGAAAUUUGCGACGAGGUGUAGUAAAUGUAAAAAGGUUAGUGUGGGAUUUUGGUUGAAAAAUUUUCACUGUUUCAAAAAAUGGAUUUAACAAAAUUGAAAUUGAAUUUCAACAUUUUUGCUUGACGGUUAUAUCUCAAACUUUAAUUGAUGUUCUGUAACAUUUCCACGUGGAUUUUAAGAACGAAAUUCUUAGCAAAAAAUCCACGUGUCAAAAAUGUGCUAUCAAAACAUUUUUCUUUUUGUGAAAAAAAAACAGUGAAAAAUGAAGAAAACUUUUUUCUUCAUAAAUUGUAUUAAAUUUUCCACUGUUUCAGAAAUUUCAUUUGAAAUUUACGUUUUCAAAAAAUUUGAUCAUAUUGGUCUCUUGUCGAGAUUAAAAAAUGAUUAAACUGAGAAAAUCCACAUGUAUUUUUAGUAUAAAAUUUUCAGUCCAAAAAAUCCACGUGGUAAAACUUUAUUUCUUUUUUGAAACAGUGAAAAAGGCAAUAACAUUUUUUCUAUAAUUUUCAAGCCGAAAAGUCUACCAUUUUGAAAAAAAAAAGUUUUCAAUUUUCUUACUGUUUCAAAAAUUCUGUGAAUAAUUGAUAGAUUUUAGAUUUUUGAUAUAUUAUUUAUGUAGUGAAAUUUAUCUAAAAAUUAUUUUUUGAAAAAUUAUGCAAAUGUACUCUGUAGAACUAGGUUCAAGUGCGCUCCAUUGAUAAAACUAAAUGUUUCCUCAAUGUUUUCCUUCCAGGUAAUAACAGCCGGUGGUGUAACAUACAAAAAUGAGCCAUGGCAUCGCGAAUGUUUCUGUUGUACAAAUUGUAAUUCGUCGUUGGCCGGACAACGAUUCACAAGUAAAGAUGAAAAACCAUAUUGUGCAAAUUGUUAUGGAGAAUUAUUUGCAAAACGGUGUAAUGCGUGCACAAAACCGAUUACAGGUUGGUUUCGGGAUUGAGGGGGGAAAUAGGAUUUUGCGAGACUAGAAACUCAAGAAAUAUCCGGGAAAUCAGAAAAAAAGUCUGAACUUAAAAAUAAUUCAAAAUUCUAAUGUUCCCCAUUGCCACGUGGAUUUUUGGCGCUAAAAUUCACAAGAAUUUCUGAUUAUCCUACAACAAUUUAAAUUUUUCGAAACAGUAAAUUUUCCUCUUGAAAAAAAUAGAUUUUUUAUUUUUGAAGUUUUCCCUGAACAAGUUUGGACGCAAAGAGAUUUAACUUUUAAGCCGAUAAAUUCAUUGCCACGUGGAUUUUCAGCUUUAUUAAAUUGUUAUAUUCGACUAUCUACACACGUAAUAAUAAAUAUGGCACUGAACAUUUUUUAAUCUGACUUUUUUGAAACAGUGAAUUUUUUUUGAAAAAAAAUUAAUUUCCAAUCUAUUUCUGAUUUUUACUAAACCAAUUUGGACUCAAAGAGCAAAUUUUAGACCGAAAAAUGCAGUGCCACGUGGAUUUUUACCUAUUGCUUAUUCAAUUUUUGAAUACAUACAUAGUUCAUUAGGAUAAUAACAUCGAAGCUAAACAUUUUUUAUAUCUAACUUUUUUGAAACAGUGAAUUUUUUUUUUGAAAAGUAAAAUUGAUUUUUACUUUUCUGGACAAGUUUAGGCUUAAAAAUCUUCAAAUUUUCGGGAAUUUAUUUGGGCUCAAAAAUUACUAAAAAUAAAUCAUAUUCGAACUGAAAAAGCUCCCCAGAACUCCCUAAAAAUCAAAAAAUUUCCAGGAAUCGGCGGUGCCAAGUUCAUCUCAUUCGAAGAUCGUCAUUGGCACAAUGAUUGUUUCAUUUGUGCUCAAUGCACAACUUCUCUAGUUGGCAAAGGUUUCAUCACCGAUGGCCACGAAAUACUGUGUCCAGAGUGUGCGAAAGCACGGCUCAUGGCUGCAAAUUCAUGA
This is a messenger RNA of Caenorhabditis angaria, 14235 nucleotides long. The record is from the annotation of a GenBank genome assembly. Lineage: Eukaryota; Metazoa; Nematoda; Chromadorea; Rhabditida; Rhabditidae.